AUGUAUCGUGGUCACCCGGACACAAGCUGGAUGUAUCGUGGUCACACGGACACAAGCUGGGUGUCUCGUAGUCACACGGACACAAGCUGGGUGUCUCGUAGUCACACGGACACAAGCUGGAUGUCUCGUGGUCACACGGACACAAGCUGGGUGUCUCGUAGUCACACGGACACAAGCUGGAUGUCUCGUGGUCACACGGACACAAGCUGGGUGUCUCGUAGUCACACGGACACAAGCUGGGUGUCUUUUAGUCACACGGACACAAGCUGGGUGUCUUGUAGUGACACGGACACAAGCUGGAUGACUCGUGGUCACACGGACACAAGCUGGAUGUCUUGUAGUGACACGGACACAAGCUGGAUGACUCGUGGUCACACGGACACAAGCUGGAUGUCUUGUAGUGACACGGACACAAGCUGGAUGACUCGUGGUCACACGGACACAAGCUGGAUGACUCGUGGUCACACGCACACAAGCUGGAUGACUCGUGGUCACACGGACACAAGCUGGGUGUCUCGUAGUCACACGGACACAAGCUGGGUGUCUUGUAGUCACACGGACACAAGCUGGAUGUCUUGUAGUGAUACGGACACAAGCUGGAUGUCUCGUGGUCACAGGGACACAAGCUGGAUGUCUCGUGGUCACACGGACACAAACUGGGUGUCCCCUGGUCACACGGACACAAACUGGGUGUCCACUGGUCACACGGACACAAGCUGGGUGUCUCGUAGUCACACGGACACAAGCUGGGUGUCUCGUAGUCACACGGACACAAGCUGGGUGUCUUUUAGUCACACGGACACAAGCUGGGUGUCUUGUAGUGACACGGACACAAGCUGGGACUCGUGGUCACAUGGUGUCUCUUGUAGUCAAGCACGUGGACACGGACACAAGCUGGAUGUCUUGUAG
Molecule: messenger RNA, 909 nt
Organism: Candidula unifasciata
Lineage: Eukaryota; Metazoa; Mollusca; Gastropoda; Stylommatophora; Geomitridae
Source: the annotation of a GenBank genome assembly